This is a messenger RNA of Paraglomus brasilianum, 3522 nucleotides long. Lineage: Eukaryota; Fungi; Glomeromycota; Glomeromycetes; Paraglomerales; Paraglomeraceae. The record is from the annotation of a GenBank genome assembly.
AUGAACGCGAACAACGAAUCAACCUCCUCGGUCCCUCAAUCUAAAGACGAAAAACAACCAAAACGAACCAAUGUAUUUGCACAGCCACAUUUCAGAACAAGGUCCCGUUUGUCCUUUAGGGAAUUUCAAAAAUCGACAAAUAAUCCAACUACGCGUCAAGCGAAAACGUUUACUCCUCCGCUAAAAAGUCUUGGCAAAGAUGUAUUUAUGCGUAAUCCGGUUGCUAUGAACAGUAACACGAUAGAGACUAAUCUACGUCAUGACGAUACGACAUCGACACCCACACAGGACGUGCGUCCUCAGCAACAAGAUAUGGUUUCGGAUACACAUCAUUUAGAAUCUGAGACAGAAGAUAUCCAGAUUGUCGAACAAGAGGAGUUUCCUUCUUCAGAAAACAAUUCCACAAAGACGAAUACAUCAUUAUGUAAAUUAACCGAAUCAUUUGAUAAUGUGGAUACUUCACCCCAAGUUCGCCAAAUUGCCCAAAAAUUGUUCUCUCCAACUGCUCAUCAGCAACAAACGGGUGUUGUAACAACACGUAACUCCAAUCUCAAUGCACCAUAUUCUAUUGCAAAAUCCAAUACAUCAACUCCACUCAAUUCACCAACGCAAUUACAAACGAAACUCACAAAUAAAGUUGACGUCAAAACACCAACGGUUGAACAAACAAGCAACAACAUUCAAACCGAUGAUAAAAUUAAUGAAUUCGACAUAAUGGUGAGUGCUGUGAAUGAAUGGCAAGACGAGAUUACUGAGAAAAAUGCUAAAAUCGAGAAUCCGCAAUCAACGCCCAACCAACUUGCCAGCAUACUGAGUGGCAGAGAUCAAAGUCUCUCAAUAUUCAGCGAACGCGUUAAACUUUUUGAAAUACUUGUUAGACGGCAACAGUCGGAUUCUGAGUGUACUCGCGAACGAAUUGAUCACAUAAAAUCAAAGUAUUCCCAAUUUCGACACACACUUUCUCAGACAGUCAAGGAUUUAGACAUAGUCAUGAGUGAGAAGAAAAGGGUUGACGAAGACUUGCAACAGUUGAAAUGCAAAUUCGACGCUCUGAACAUGACACGCGAAAUACUAAUAGAAGACCACAAAAGCGUUCUGGCUGCCCAUCAAGAACAGCUUAUUGGAAUAACGACUCAGAAUAAGAAAUUAUUAGACGAAAACAGAAUUUUGCAGAGCGAUAGCGAUCGCCUGAAACGAAAUCUUCUAAUCAUCGCCGAGUACUUAUCCCAUCAGGCGGCAGAGCUUGAGUCUUCUCACGCUCAGUUGAAAAAACUGCAGGAAGAGCGCGAAGCUGACAAAAGCAAGCACAUAGAAUGUGAAAAGCGUGUCAACAUACUGUCGUCCGAUCUCAAAAAUGCUAAGCUUACUCUAGAAGCCUCACGCGAAGAGAUUUCGCGUCUUGUAAGUGCUUGUAUGGAGAAAGAUAAGCGGCUUCGAAAUGAUCGGGCAGAGGAAUUACGACUGGGAAGCGAACUACAAUUGUUAAGACAACAACUGGACGAAGUCGUGCAAGAAAAAGAACACAGGUUUGAUAUUUUCGUUUAUGAUGGAUACUACCAACGUUUUUCACAUGGACUAACAGUUCAUGCAACAUCAAAUCAUAGCGACUCUCAUUUGGCUGUUAUUGAGAAAGCAUCAGUGGCCGUCGGAACCUCUGACUGUCCAGACAUGGAUCUAGCAAGACAGCAUGCUAUGAUGUUACAGAUUUUUGGAAAAAACUGUAUGGAUUACAAUCUUCGUGAGCAAGAGCUUCAAAGAAAAUUAGACGAGACAAAGGCUAACACAAGCAAGUUCGAAUCUCAAUUUAACAACUUGCAGCUUGAGUACGAGACUUUGCAGCAAGAGCAUGAUAAACUUUUGGUAGAACAUACCAGCAUUGAUAGCAAGCAUAGGCAAUCAAUUGAGCAAACACUGAAUAGAGCUGCUCAAUAUUACCAGGAUUUGGCAAACCAAGCAGCUGUAAAUCAUAAUAACGAGGUUUGCAAACGCGACAGUAAAAUCCAUGAACUAGAGUCGAUAGGAGCUUCACUACAAGAAGAAAUCCGGACUUUACAGAAUACAUUGGCUUCAAUGACAGACAAAAGGAAGGAACUAGACAAUAAUUCUACAAAUCAAAUUACUAGAACGGAAGUUCUCGAUAGUUCGAAUGACGGACAAGGCUUCCCAGUCGGCAAUGAGACAUCCGCCAACGUUUUAGAACAAGCUUUAAACAACCCCCAAAUACCAUUAUCGUCUUCUUCGACUGGUAUAAACGAACAGCGCCUAUCUGACGACAGUCAACAACCGACUGUACUCCCAAGGUUGAAACGUCGCAAGAUGAUACUAGCAACAGCGAAUUCAGACAGAGAAAACGAACCCUUUGUUGAGAAUCGACCGGGAAAAUUAAAGUAUAACUUGAAUACCGAAAACUACCAUUUUUACGUCAUUGAAAUUGAAACAGGAGCGAUAAAAGACAAGAUUGUCUACGAGAACGACAAGAUAUACGCAAAUCAUCAUAGUGGAGUUAGCAUGUUGGGAAAUCUGUUUGCUGUCCUGUCAGUGCAGUAUCAAACAAUAUACAUAAACCUUUUAAGGGAUGACGGUCGUAUUAUAAAACUCCACAACAUUGGCUACUACGCCUUUGAAGAUGAUGAAUUAAUAAUAGCACAACACGAAAAGAUGGAAGAGAAAUUUCAGGCUAAUCAUAACCAUACCACUAAAAAGGGUUUUGGAAUGCCUUGUGUGAAUAAUAUCGAAGCUAAAACGGACGAAGACAAUAUGCCAUACAUACAGUCAACGUCACCUGUAUUCUAUCCAUCAGCAUGUAACAAUAAUAGAGACGACCAGGUGGUUCCAACGAUUGAAUCAGAUCAAACUCAAAAACAGCAGAGAAACGUAAAGAGAUCCAGAGGUUUCUUGGUACCAUCAACUGGAGAUGCGACUCCAUUAAUAGGUGGUAUUAAGCAUCGCGUGCUUUCAUACUUGUAUAGGCUGGCAUGUAACAAGACUGACCGAAAUACAUGUGUGGAGCAUUUUUAUCGAACAUUCCCUCAAUUAGAAUUACUUACAAUGUGGAGAAUGCAAUUUAUUGAUGAAUCUCACUUUUUGAUCAAGUUUGCUUGUCCUGACUGCGUAAGCGGGCGACAUUCAGAGACCGUUGGUCAUCCUUGCCUAUUUGCAGUCUACAAUUAUCAGACAACCGAGGUGGUAGCCGUAUAUGAUAACGCGUCCAAAGAAUUUUUAGACAUCUUCAAGGACUAUUGUGACCAUUUACGUUUUGUGGCAUUCAAUCAACCCUUUCAUUUUGAUGCAAACUGCUCAAACAACAUUUAUGCAAGAGAAUAUUGGAAUAAAUAUAAACAUAGUUUGAAACAGCGACUUGGAGGGGAGAUAGCGGCAAGAAGACGUCUUCUAUCAGUGUUACCUUAUGGACCUCAGACAUAUAGUGAAACUCCUUUUUUCGAUAUAUCGCUGUUCGCGUACGAUGAAAAGUUUCACUUGUCAUGUGAGAGGCAAGUUCAUGGCAUGGCAUUCUUCUGUUAA